GGUGAAUAUUCGUCUGGUGAUUGCUGACCUAGCGAUCCUGUUUCCCUAUGUUCCCAAUUCCUUAUAUGUUGCCAACAUCACCUGAGGUCGGGAUAUGGCUGCAGUCAGCACUGACAUUCAGAGUCCACCAAAGUCGCCGAACAUCACCACCGAACCGCGCCGACUUGAGCGUACGGUUUUGUGUCCGAUACGGGCCGUUUACUCUCUAGAUUAUCUGUUCGUUGUCGCCCAUCCCAACUACACCCUCGAGCAUACAUGUAACAUCCACAACACGGUGCACUGUCUUCGCAGUGUUUUGUCACCCUCCCAAAUCUUCUCCUCAUGGCUUGUCCACAUGAGCCUACCAAAGCUAAUGUCGACUUCAACGUCGACGAUUCUGUUGAAGAGCCAAUCGAUCACUCAAAGCUUGUGGAGAUACCUUCUCCACGACACCAGGCCUACUUCGGUCUGCUGGGCCAUGCUCCCGAUCUCGACCCUACCCUACCCGUCCGUACCUACUGGCAGUUGAUGGACGAAUAUGAUCCCAUCUACAAGCUCGAUCUGGGCAUGACCCACCCUCGGGUCUUUGUCGGUACGCGUGAGCUUGUCGACGAGAUGGCCGACGACAGCCGUUUCACCAAGUUCACCCACCGCCUUCACAAGGAGAUGAGUUCCGUCGUUGGUGACGGCUUGUUCUCCGCAGAGUCGACAAGUAAGAAUUGGUGGAAGGCUCACAGGCUUCUUGUCCCAGCUUUUGGUCCAAUUGGCUUGAGAAAGAUGUUUGACGAUAUGCAAGAUCUCAGCGCCCAAAUGGUGCUGAAGUGGGAUCGCUUUGGUCCUGAGCAUGUUAUUGAAGCGAUAGAGGACACAUCCCGUCUUGCCUUCGACACAGUUGGGCUGUGUGUGUUCGGCUACCGCUUCAACGAAUUCUACUCCGAGGCACCUCAUCCCUUCCAGGUCCAGCUCAAGGAGGCAGCUAUCGAAUCAGGAAGAAGGGCAAACCGUCCAGAGAUGUUAAAUCACUUCUACUACCGCGAAGAACAACAGCGUCAGGAGAACAUUCGCAAGAUGAAGGAGCUGUGCAAGAAGAUCAUUAGAGACCGGCUUGAAAACCCGAAACCAGACGCUAACGAUCUGCUCAACAUUCUGCUCCAUGGCGUUGAUCGCGAGACAGGCGAAAAGCUGAGCAUUGAGAACGUCGAGUAUCAAAUUCCCACCUUCUUCGGGGCCGGAUACGAGACUACCAGCGCCACUCUUGCAUUCGUAUACUAUUUCCUGUGCAACAACCCCAAGGUGCUCCGGAAGGCGCAGGAAGAGGUCGACCAAGUCGUCGGCGACAAGGUCGUAACAUAUGAGAUGCUCCCCAAGCUAGCUUACCUGGAUGCCUGCAUCAAGGAAACCCUUCGCCUCCAGCAUCCAAGCAGCCUCCUGACCAGGUUCGCGAUCAAGGACACAGUGAUCGGCGGAAAAUACUUUAUCCACAAGGGACAGAUGGUAUCGGGCGUUUGGCGCCAUUUCCACCGUGAUCGCGAAGUCUGGGGUGAGGAUGCUGAUGAGUUCCGGCCGGAGCGCAUGUUGCAGGUCAACUUCGAGAAGUUGCCUCCCAAUGCUUGGAAACCGUACGGAGAUGGGCUGCGAGCAUGCAUCGGUCGCGGCUUUGCAGAACAAGAGAUGCUUAUCAACCUGGCCAUGAUUUUGCAGAAAUUCGAUAUGGAGAAGGUUGACCCCGAUUAUGAAUUGCAGCUGAGGGGCCAGAUGGCUCUCAAGCCAAUUGAUUUCAAGAUCCGUGUUCGCCGUCGUCCUGGCAGAAGCUUGAUUCUUGGCAUCCCUGGAGGCGGGACCAUUGCCAAAAUGCAGAAGGCCCAGAAACAGCAGGCGAACGGAAAAGGGGGAUCACCGACCAAGAAGCCCAUCACCGUCCUUUACGGCGGAAACAUGGGAACGUCUGAAAGUCUGGCUCACGAAUUGGUUAAGAUUGCGCCGGAAUACGGUCUGGAUGUCGUGGACCUUCGCACCCUCGAUGCCGCAACUGAAAAUCUGCCGGUUGACAAACCCAUCAUUAUCAUUACCCCCUCGUACGAUGGAAGACCGCCUGAUAACGGCAAGAGAUUCUUCUCGUGGAUUGAACAACGCGUGUCCAAAGGGCAGACAUUCCCGCCAAAGACGGAAUACGCGGUGUUCGGCCUGGGAAAUAGCGACUGGGGGACCACUUUCCAUCGUAUUCCUAAGAGAAUCGAUGAGGCGUUUGCUCUGCUCGGCGCGGAUCGCAUCAUCAGCCCUGGCUUUGCGAACGUGAAGCAAGAUAUGGUCGGACCAUGGGAGACGUGGAGUGAGCAGCUGUGCAUGGCUCUUUCUGGCAUCUCCCCCCACGACCAUGCUACGGACAGAGUUGGUGUUGAAGUACAGAUUGUGCGGAACAGCUUGAGCACCCUGCCUCAAGCAACUGGAGGUGAGCAACUGGCAAUUGGCGUUGUCGUUGCCAAUCGCGAGCUGGCCGACGCUUCGGUCGGUUCUGCAAAACGCCACAUUGACAUCCGCCUUCCCCCUGGGUGCGAAUAUCGCUCCGGAGAUCACUUGGCCGUGCUUGGUCGCAAUCCCGAGGAGGUUGUCUCGAGAGUGAUGAAGAGAUUCUCGCUUGGGGCCCAAGAUGUUAUGAGCAUUCAGACAACCAAGAAGGAUUUCCUUCCAGCAGUACCCAUGGCGGUCGAACACUUCCUACUCAACUGUGUCGAGCUUUCUGCGCCCAUCACUCAGCGACAGCUUGGAACCUUGUCAUCGAUGGCGGACAAGGGCAGCAAGGAACAAUCAAUACUGGAUCGCCUGCGACAAAACACUUCAUACCAGACUCUACUCGACAAGCGAUUCUCCAUCAUUGAUGUUCUAGACGAAGUCCCAGGAUUGGAUCUGCCAUUCGGUGUCUACGUCGAUAUGCUGCUUCCCAUGACCCCGCGUCUGUACUCUCUUGCCUCGUCGCCAUUGGAUCCCGCAAGCCGUACCAAGGCCGGCUUGAGUGCGAGUAUCACGUUUGAUGUUCUUGAAGGCCCCUCUAUGAGCGGGCACGGCACGUUCCAUGGAGUGGCCUCGACAUAUCUCGCAAGCCGCAAGCCUGGAGACCAAGUUACCUGCCUCACCCGUCCGACUUUGGCCACGUUCAAGCUUCCAGCCACCACCGAGACGCCCAUUGUCAUGUUUGCUGCUGGAUCGGGAAUAGCACCCAUGCGCGCCUUCAUUCAGGAGCGGGCUGCACUCAAACGGGCGAACGCCAGCAAGCUCGGCCCUGCCUUACUGUUCUAUGGCUGCCGACAUCCAGAGAAAGACUACCUGUACCGGUCCGAAUUGACGGCCUGGGAAAAGGAAGGGCUGGUAACCAUCAUUCUAUGCUUUUCGCGUCCGGGUGAGGGGCUGAAGGGACGCUACGUCAGUGAUGCGAUUUGGGAGCAUCGCGACCGAGUCUGGGAGUUGUUCGACAGCGGAGCGAAGAUCUUCGUUUGCGGAAGCGCAGCUAGGCUUGGACGGAGCUGUGCUGAUACUUGGAGGCGCGUGUACAUGGAGAAGACGGGUAGUGGGGAGGCGGAGUCUCAUGAGUGGUUUGAUCAGAUCAAGAACACGCGCUAUGUUAGCGAUACGUACUAGGGAAUAGGUAGCUUAUUGGAUUUCAUUAGUUCUGAACUCUAUUGAUGGCGCCAAUUUGUUCAUGUUGUAGCUGUUGUUGUCAAGACUUUUCUUGUCUACUAUGAGUCUAUGAUUCCAAACAAGGAGAUGAUUUUAAGGGUUUUAGUGCAAUGGUUUACUUGUUCUUCUUG
Molecule: messenger RNA, 3782 nt
Organism: Westerdykella ornata
Lineage: Eukaryota; Fungi; Ascomycota; Dothideomycetes; Pleosporales; Sporormiaceae
Product: cytochrome P450
Exons: 3
Coding region: 322-3612 (1096 amino acids)
Cellular component (GO): cytosol
Molecular function (GO): iron ion binding; aromatase activity; heme binding
Source: RefSeq, a predicted model, not a curated record